AUGAAUAUUCGUCAAGCCACGAUGGAUGAUAUGAUGGGGAUGCAGAACUGCAAUCUGCAUAAUCUCCCCGAAAAUUAUACCAUGCGUUAUUACUUCUACCAUGCAUUGACGUGGCCCCAACUUUCUUAUGUGGCAGAAGACGAAAACGGGAAUAUUGUUGGCUACAUACUAGGAAAAAUGGAUGAGGACCCAGAAGAUGGCGUUCCGGCUGGUCACGUAACCAGUAUUUCUGUGCUUCGUUCACACCGGCGUUUGGGUCUAGCGAACAAAUUGAUGAAACUCAGUCAAACCGCGAUGCGCGACGUAUUUGGUGCCAAUCACGUCUCUCUCCAUGUGCGUGAGUCCAACCGAGCUGCCAUCUCUCUAUAUACCCAAGCGCUAGGAUUUCAAGUGCAAGGUACUGAAGCUUCUUACUACGCUGAUGGCGAGAAUGCUCUUUCGAUGCGCCUCCUACUCAAGUAG
This is a messenger RNA of Malassezia restricta, 462 nucleotides long. Its product is annotated as N-alpha-acetyltransferase 10/11. The record is from RefSeq and is a predicted model, not a curated record. NCBI's taxonomy places the organism in Eukaryota, Fungi, Basidiomycota, Malasseziomycetes, Malasseziales, Malasseziaceae. Gene Ontology annotation, cellular component: NatA complex. Gene Ontology annotation, biological process: N-terminal peptidyl-glutamic acid acetylation. Gene Ontology annotation, molecular function: protein N-terminal-serine acetyltransferase activity; protein-N-terminal-glutamate acetyltransferase activity. The transcript has 5 exons. The coding region runs from base 1 to 462 and encodes 153 amino acids.